AUGAGCCGGCUCGGCCUCUCCACCGCUCUUCUCGUCCUCCUGGGCACCCUGAUGGCCGGCACCCUUGUGUGUGAAAGCUGCAAACAGGCCCAGGACCCACGGCCUGCCUUCUGCCUGGACCCUCCCUACGGUGGUGACUGCAAGGCCCUACUUAUCAGGUACUUCUACAAUGCCAGCUCCAGGCUCUGCGAGACCUUUGUAUAUGGCGGCUGUGACGGCAGGCAAAACAACUUCCUGACAUCAGGGGACUGCAGGAAGACCUGUGGUUUUUCCAGUUGGCCCUCGACGCUUAGCACGGUUCCUGUCACAAAGUAG
This is a messenger RNA of Mesoplodon densirostris (Blainville's beaked whale), 315 nucleotides long. Its product is annotated as serum basic protease inhibitor-like. The coding region runs from base 1 to 315 and encodes 104 amino acids. NCBI's taxonomy places the organism in Eukaryota, Metazoa, Chordata, Mammalia, Artiodactyla, Ziphiidae. The transcript is spliced from 3 exons. Gene Ontology annotation, molecular function: serine-type endopeptidase inhibitor activity. The record is from RefSeq and is a predicted model, not a curated record.